This is a messenger RNA of Anguilla rostrata (American eel), 4413 nucleotides long. Its product is annotated as RNA-binding Raly-like protein. The coding region runs from base 235 to 888 and encodes 217 amino acids. The transcript has 8 exons. Lineage: Eukaryota; Metazoa; Chordata; Actinopteri; Anguilliformes; Anguillidae. Gene Ontology annotation, molecular function: RNA binding. Gene Ontology annotation, cellular component: nucleus. The record is from RefSeq and is a predicted model, not a curated record.
CGGGAGAUGGUACGGCCUGCCGGUACAGUUCUCUGAGCGCCGUCAUUGAUUCAGUAGUAACGGAGCGGACGGCUUUCAGAGCGGGCGCAGCGGAAGCCAGAGGCGAACAGGCAGACGGAGAAGCAGAGAGAGAGAGAGAAAAAGAAAAAAAACCAGGAAAAGGAUCCCCGGCCAUUUCCUGCUUUCGGUUCGCUGCCGCCCCGCCGCCUCCUCCCGCCGCCUCCCGUCCCUGCUAUGACCCUGUUUAAGAGCGAACAUCGCAGCCCGAGACACAUAAGCAUGACCGGAGAGCUGAAAUCAGGCCGCCCCAAGGCAGGACCCAAGAGAUCCGGCAGUGCCGUGUACGGAUCUGACUAUGACCUGGAGUACGAGUGCUGCCAGGAUGACUUCUAUGACAGGGUGUAUGACUACCAGCGCGUCCCGGCCUCCCUGACCUCCAUCCCGCACGGGCCCGCCCUGGCCAAGCGCCCCCGCACCUCCUCCUCCGGCCUGCGGCGCAGCAGAGACAGGCUGCUGUCCAAGAGCAGCGCCCGGCCCGGCUCCUCCAGCUCCAGCAGGGCCAAAUUGAAGAUGGAAGAGCUGCAGACAAUAAAGAGGGAGCUGACUCUGAUUAAGGUGCAGAUCGAUGGGCUGCUGGAGAGCCUGGACAGGAUGGACAGACAGAGGAGGGAUCGCACUGGGUCCCCCCCGACUCGGGAGGGCAGUUUGACGGGGUCGCCCUACCACGGCCUGGCCAGCAGUCCCGACGGCUCCCCCAGCAGCCACAGCCCCCACCGCCGCGUCCGACGGGACCGAGAUGGCGGGGAGAGCCCGGAGCUCGGGGAGGCGAGCGACGAUGACCGCCACACGAUGAAUCAUCACAGCUCGGACCUGGAGGAUGACAUGUGAGAAUCUGCAGCUCAGACUAAGCAGGAGCCCGGUGACAGAGCUGAAGUGGGGAGCACUAUACAUGGAGGGGGGAGGGAGGGGGGUGACCAUCGCCAGUCCAGCAGUUGCCAUGGAAACACCUGUCUCCAGCCUCACCCACUUUCGUUGUCACAGGACUCUAGUUAUCUGUUGUACAUUUGUAAAAAAACAAAAACAAAACAAAAACAAAAAAUGUCUACUGGUCCCCCCUGGCCUCCCGCACUCAUCCUCCACCUUGUUCAUAUUUUCUCCCAAAAUGCAUUGGGCCACCACAUAUCCAUCACUACCUGUUUGAAUACAUCUCCACGGUUGGCACUCCUACACCUCCCCCUCUUUAGAAGAGUUGUGGCUGCACUCCUGAAAAAAAAAAUCUGCCAUCUGUGAGGAAUGUGCGGGCAUGGUAAUUACAGCUUAUUUGGAGAAAUGAGGUUCAUAUCUCCUACAGAUGUUCUCUCCUGAGAUUAGCACUGAACACACACACACACACAUAUACACGCAUGCACACACACGCAUGCACACACACACAUACAUAUACACACACGCACCAACACACCACACACACACAAAUACACACACACACACAAACGCACGCACACACGCACACACACACACACACACAAACACACAAACACACACACAAACACACGCACACACACGCACACACGCGCACGCACACACACACAUACAUAUACACGCACGCACACACACGCAUGCACACACACACAUACAUAUACACGCACGCACACACACGCAUGCACACACACACACACACACAAACACACAUACACACACACACACAAACGCACGCACACACACACACGCACACACACACAUACACGCGUAUGCACACACGCGCGCACACACAAACACACCACACACGCGCACGCACACACACACACACAUAUAGACAAGCAUGCACACACACACACAAACACACGCACACACACAAACACACACACACACGCGCACGCACAUACACACACGCACGCCGAUUUUAUCUGUUUAAAAGCAAUUAUAAAGCAGAAUAGGAAAGUGAAAUUAUUUGAAAGAUUAUAAUCCCUCUUUGCAAAGGUCACCACAUAUGCAGAAUACAGAAUAAAUCAAUACGAUAAUCUUCUCGGUUCAAGUUGAUUUGUGCCCUGAAGAAUGUACAUAUAUAUACAUUAUGUUUUUUUUUUUUGCGAACUGAAAGGCUCAGGCUUUGAACUUUGUGACAAGGCAUUAAAACGACUGCCUGCAAAUGUGCAUAAUUUAACUGCAACGCUGCCCUGAGCCUCCCAGAGGUCUCAGUGCUACUUUUAUUUUAUCUGUACCAGAAGCCCCGUUUAAUGCUGUCAGCUGAAUCCCUGUCAGCAUGACAACAGCUGUCAACACGCUGUUAUCAGCCAAUUAUUAAUCACACAUCUCCGCCGACACAGGACUGCGGGGCUCGAGGUAAAAAUGGCUGCCUGGCAUCCAACAAAACCCUUUUUGCUGAUACGGCCUCGAAACUUUAAAUAGGACUUCCGUCAGAUUUUAAUUUGUUUUUUCGUGAACAGGAGUCUUCUAGCACAGUAGUUCCCAAACUCGCUAUGCUGGUUUUUUUUUUCCAGCUAAUCUUUUACCUGGAAAAAUUAAGGUUGCUGAAAACAUGUGUUUAAGGUCUACUAUAAUUUUCUCUUAAACAUAAUUUGAACGCAGUUCAAGUAUGGCUUGUUGUUGUUUGCAUUGUCUUUGAACAUUUCAUUUUCCACUAAUUGUUGUUUUAGUGACCAGAUUUCCACAGAAAAUGAAAAUAUUACUUGAUCCAGCUGAAUAAAUGCCCUAGGCUGUGAACAAGGCACAUUUUUUUCCCAUUCAUAGUGGGCAUAGCUUUUUCUGACAUAGUAUGGCUUUAGCCAUUAAGGACAAUUAGCGGCUUGGCAUAAUCACGGCUGUAUUAACAGUUUGAAAUGAAAACUAGUAUAACACAAUGGGUCCCAAAGACCAAAUUUGGGAACCAGUGCUCUUGCUUUAAUGUGCUGACAUGCUUUGAUCCUCUGUGCUUGUGACAGGAUGAACUGAUCCCAGAGUUGGCCACUGGCAUAAACACUAUAUGCAUUCGUUUAGGGACACAACCCACCCCUGCGCCACACAAUUCCAAGUUUCUUUUUUUUUUUUGCCACAUGCCACAUUGACAUUCUUGUUUUGGUGCCACCAAAACCCUGGGGCCAGGUCUGACUGAUCGUAAAUUCACAGUUAGGGGGAAGAAGUGUUGGAUGGGAAUGCUGCAGUGAUGCUUGCUGUUCGUGUGCCACGUCACAUGGUGCAUGUGUCGAGAGUGGAAAGACCUUGAAUACAGCCGUUCUCUCCAAAGCUCUAUCCUUUUAAUGCCGUUGGAGAAGCGCUUUUAGUGAGUUCAAUCGGGAGUGUAUAAUCUGCGAUUUGGCCCAUUGUCCAAGUCUGCAAUGGCUCAGUGCCAAAACGGUUUUCCCUUCACUGGAGCUCUGAGCAUUCAAACACUCUUUUAAACCGACAUUAACACCACCAUUAAACCUUUUAAACAGACCCACUUUAACUAAGUGCACUUGUUCCCAGAGUUAGCAAAGUUUGCUCUCAAGCCAGUAUAGUCGAGAAUACAUUUGACUAGAGCUGGCACUUUCAAUUAAAACAAGGAGACAAUUGUAAGCUGCAAAAUAAAUCAACAAAUAAAUAAAUAAAUAAAACCAUAUAAUUUGUGGUCCCACUUGGUGAUGUCUGGCAACAUCCCAGGUGAGUUUUGAACCUUUAUGAGAAAAUCCUGUUGCGCGUUGAGAGUUCUCUGAGGCCGGUAGCUGAACUGUGGAGACGUGGGGCCGUAAAGAAAAGGGGUGUGUUCCAGUACGCCAUUCUCCUCACCGCUGAGCUCAAAAGCCUUACCUGGGGGAGGUUUCGGAGGAGAAGCUGAGCCUUUACCACGUCUUUAGAAACAUACAUCGCUUCACACGCAUUGUGAAUACAUGAACAAAGGUUAUCAACAUAAACGAACACGAACCGUGUCCAUUCCGCAAAAAAAUGGUUACUGCUUUGUCAUUAGAGAGGUGUUUUGUAAAUUAUUAUCAGUGUGUAAUUAAAAUAUCAAAGCAUGGCUCUGCUAGCAAAACUGCUGUUGUUGAAAUAAAGGGAAUGGGACCGUCUCCUUCCGGCCUGUAAGGAAGAUCAUCACGUCCAUGUCUGUCCUUGUGUAAUGUGUAAUAGAUGAUAUAAGCCCAUCUCUCCUUCCAUGUAUAAGGUGCUGUGGACUGAGUGAUCUGACUGGGUUGAUGUGUAAUAUUGUGUAAUAUUGUAAACUUUCUUGUAUUUGGUCAGCUCAGUCUGAUUUUAAUCCUGUAUUUGUUUUUUUUUUGUUUCAUUAUUUGAAAACUAUUUUGUUAUCCUCUACUUCCAGUGCUGUUUUGGUAGGUUUUUUUUAUUUGUAUAAUUAUUAACUUCUUUGUUUGCAUUCAUAAAAAGCUGAGUGGAAACGCAUAAACAGUAACAGUAGUAAAGGUAUUUUCAUAUUGAUUAUAA